CACCACGAGAAUUUAUAUUAAUUAAGUAAAUUACACCUUAUCGUCAGAUAAACCUAAUAUAAAAUCGUUUCUAGUGUUGAUAUUUAUUUGUUACGACAUUUUUCUUUCUCAAGUUGAGAAGUCGCAUAAUCUUUAUAUUUAUAACCUAACCUAUUCCUUGUAAAAAAUAUCAAAUCAAAAUAAUUAAUAAAAAUGGAGGUUGGAGCAGUGAAACAAGCUUUUAAUAAUGAGGUGAUAUUAUUAAAAAAGAACCUAAACCAGGCUAAAAUACAGAUAAUUCAUAAGCUGACAAGAAAGGCUAAACAGCUGACAGAGAAGAAGGCUCCGGAACAACUGAAAGAAAAGUUAAAAAGAAAAGCGGAGUCUGCUGUCAAAGAAGUACUGCUUAUAAAGAAAAUCAAACCGAAGGACUUAGCGAAAUUCAUGGUGACACACAAAGGAGAAUUAAACACUUUCUUGAACAAACCUCUGGUUGAUGAAGAGAAAGCGUGUGCUAGACUACUACUCCACAAAGCCUUGCAGGACAAGUACAAAUUCAUUAGAAGCAGGUUUUCAAAUGUACCCAUCCAAGAUCUAUUCAUAUCCAGGCUAGAAAGAAGAAAGAUGAAGAAGGAAGCUAAAGAGAAGCAGAAAAAUAAGAAGAAAGGAAAGAAUAAUAAUGUUGUGAACUCAGAAGGAGAUUGGGAUGUUGAGGAUGUUAAGGAUGGAAGCAAAGUGAAUGGUGAUGAGGAUGAUGAUUCGGAUGAUGAAAGAAAUGACAUGUCUGAUGGUGAAAAUGAUGAUAAUGAUGUAUCUGGUGAUGAAAGUGGUCAAUCAGUUGGAGGUGACAUGUCGGGUGAUGAUUCUGAAGAUGGUGGUGGUGAAAAUAUUGAUUCAGAUGAUGAUGAAGAUGAUAACAAUGAUUCGGAUGGUAAUGAGGAUGAUGGUAAUGAUUCCGAAUCCGAAAAUGAGCAAGAAGUCAUCAAGGAAGUUAGUAAACCUGUCAAACCUAGUCCUAAAAUAGUCAAACAAGCAGUAGCCAAUGCUAAAUCUACAGCAAAGAAAAUAGAAGUAGUAGAUACAAAGAUAACACAACCAGUAGAAAUCAAAGCUAAAAUUCCCAUAAAGAAAGAUGUCGUAAAGAAAGAUCCAUUAAAGAAACAGAAAGAAUUAAAUAAAACGAAGAGUUUCAAUGAGAAAUUGCUUCAAAAGAAGUUGAAAAAGGACAUGGAUGCUCCUGUAGCUGAGAAUAAAAUAGUAGAUCCUUUCUUUAUAACGGCGACAGGAGAGAAUUAUAUGUCGGUAGCAGAACCUAGAGCCCCAGAUGAAAUUAAAGAAGAACAUAUGAGAGGCAACAGGAAAAUGAGAAGAGCGGCCAUGUUUGGACAUGUUCCAACUAACAGACCAAGACAAAAUAAUUACAAUAAUGAUAGAUUUAAUAACCAAAAUGGAAAUGAUAACGGUAGAGGAUAUAAAAGAAAAUUCGAUGAUAAACCUCAGUUUAAUGAUAGAAGGAAUUUCAAAGAUGGGAAGAACUUUAACGACAGAAGGAACUUUAACGAUGGGAAGAACUUCAACGAUAGGAAAAACUUUAACGAUAGAAAGAACUUUGAUAAUAGGAAGUUUAAUAAUGAUUUUAAUUCUAAGCCUGGUUUUAAUAAAGAUGAAAAACAAGAAAAACUGCAUCCAUCUUGGGAAGCUAAGAAAAAGAAAUCGGGCAUUUUACCAUUUGAAGGUAAAAAGAUUGUUUUUGAUGAAAGUUGAUUUUAUUUUGUUUAAAAUAAAUUGUAAAUAUAUUUUUAUUAGAAA
Messenger RNA from Spodoptera frugiperda (fall armyworm), 1788 nucleotides. It is a transcript of the gene Rlb1, whose product is annotated as protein PFC0760c-like. The transcript has 3 exons. The record is from RefSeq and is a predicted model, not a curated record. The coding region runs from base 193 to 1743 and encodes 516 amino acids. Gene Ontology annotation, biological process: maturation of SSU-rRNA. Lineage: Eukaryota; Metazoa; Arthropoda; Insecta; Lepidoptera; Noctuidae. Gene Ontology annotation, cellular component: nucleus; 90S preribosome.